AUGAGCGACAAUCUUAAUACUGUGGUCAUAGACCAAGUUCAACUGGGAAAACCUAUGCCCUCCAUUUGCUCCCAAAAGAUGGAGUUGCGAAGUGGUCCAAUCUCUGUUUCAUCUCACGAGGCCACGGAGACAGAUACUAUGUCAGAAAGCAUCACGUCGGCAGACUCAUCUUCCGGAGACCUUGAUUUUGAGAUCGUUGACGCCAGGAACGCAUUUCUCGCCCAAUUCCACGGAUAUAGCCUUGACGAUAUCGAGGAUGUCUAUCCUUGCACGCCUGUCCAGGAAGGUAUUUUAACGAGUCAGAUGCAAGGUACGGAGGACUACAUUAUUCGUGCCACCAUGGAGUUGCAUACGGUUAAAGGUGCAACCUUUGAUUUGAAGCGUCUCCAAAAAUCCUGGGACAGCAUCGUUCGACAGUCUACUGCUCUUCGAACAGUCUUUGUUCAAUCAACCUCUGGGGAGGGGUUAUUUUAUCAGAUUGUUUUGCGGGGUGUACCUACUGGAAUCCAGGAAAUUCAUUGCGAGACUCUCUACGACAUCACAACGAAAAACCCGACAUGGGAAGAUGGUCGUAUUGCCCCGCAUUGCUUAGCAUUUUGCGAGUCAUCAAAUGGUCCCGAUGGUCUUAGAAUUGAACUACAUCAUGGCGUUUCUGACGCCAUCUCAAGCAUGAAGAUCCUUCAUGAACUCAUGCGUCUCUACGACGACCCAAAUCGCCAGCUUAUCGGAAUUCCCUUCCGUAACUUUGUGCAACAUCUUCAAAACAACCCCGAAGAAGAAAAACUAAAGUACUGGCAAACCUUUCUCGAGGGCUCCCAGCCAUCCAUGUUUCCUAAACUUCGUGUUGGUAGGGAGAAUCGAGGGCUUCCACAGCGAUAUCGUCGACAAGUUAAGCUCAACCGGGAUAGGGUUCUGGCUAUGGUGAAAAGCACAAAAGUUAGCUUUUCCAUGCUUUUCCAUGCUGCCUGGUCAGUAUUACUGCGCGCCUAUUUGGGAAGAGACGACGUAGCUUUUGGUUAUAUCUCCUCUGGCCGUCACAAUGUGCCAUUGCCCAAAAUUCAAGAGGCACUUGGCACCUAUAUCAGCAUGAUGGUAGCUCGGGCUCGCAUCGACAAAUCCACAACCCUGCUAGAUCUUGCGAGCCAACUUCGAAAGAAUAUUUCCUGUUCUUUACCCCACGAACAAUGCUCGCUGGCAUCUAUUCAGCGCAGAAUGCAAAUCAACGGUGGAUUCUUCAACACGUUGGUUGACGUUCAAAGGCGACCAAAACUUCAGCGUACAUCUGAUGAGAUCAGCUUAAAUCUUAUCCAUGUACACACUGUUGCUGAAUACGACCUUGUUGUCAAUAUUGAAGACACUGAAAACAUCAUCAGCUGCUUCACUUCUAUAAUUGAGCAUUUCUUAAACGACCCUAACCUCAAGAUAACGGAACUGGAUUUAUGCACCGAGGACCACUGCAGUCAACUGUCACAGUGGCAUCGCACUCAGCUUCCGGUGACUGACGCAUGUGCCCACAAUCUCUUUGAGGCUGAAGCUGUCCUUCACCCCGAAGAACUUGCUGUAUGCUCACUCGACGUUAACUUUACAUACAGACAGUUGAGUAUGCUGAGCACACGAUUAGCCAUGCACCUAAAAUUUUUGGGUGCAGGCCCUGGCGUGAUGAUCCCCUUUUGCAUGGAAAAAUCGGCUUGGGCAAUUGUCUCCAUGCUGGGUGUAUUGAAAGCUGGGGCGGCUUUCGUUCCCCUGGAUCCCGCCGCCCCCGUCAGCCGCAUAGAAGCCAUUCUUGCGGACACAAUGGCCACGAUUGUCAUAACUUCCGCCUCUACGUUGAAAAUGAUUAACAAGAUACAGAGAAACCAAGUUGUCGUUGUCGUCAAUGAGGGAUCUAUCACAGCUCUUGAAGAGAGCGCCGAUAUUAUCAGCGCAAACCCUGGUACUCAUCCAUCCGUGGGACCCCAUGAUACAGCCUACGUUCUCUUUACUUCGGGAUCCACUGGAAAACCAAAGGGAGUCGUGGUUCCUCAUCAAUCGCUCUGCUGCAGUAUGUAUGCCCACGGGCCAGCAACAGGCAUCGAUAAAAAUACUAGGGCUCUUCAGUUUGGUGCCUAUACAUUUGACUCUGUCAUUGCCGAAGUAUUUACUGUGCUUGUGUAUGGUGGAUGUGUUUGCGUUCCGUCAGAUGAAGACCGUAUGAAUAAUCUAGCAAGCUUCAUUCGACAAGUUGGUGUCAAUUGGGCCAUGUUAACGCCGACGUUCGUUCGAACUCUUGACCCAGAUUCAAUCACAGGAGUUCGCACUUUGGUACUUAUUGGCGAAUCAGUUGAUAAAGACUGCGUGGACACAUGGCUUGGGAGAAAUACGGAGCUGGACCCAACCGUCAUUGGUAAACCCGUUGGAUGUAGAGCCUGGAUUGUGGAUCCAAUUAAUCACAAUAAACUCUCAUCUAUUGGGGCUGUUGGAGAACUUAUCAUUGAAGGACCAAACAUUACCAAAGGGUACUUGGGGGAUACCGACAAGACAUUACAAUCCUUCAUUUCUACACCGUCCUGGGCAUCUCGCUUUAAGGGGGUUUCCCAUGAGGCAUUUGCAUUCUAUAAGACAGGGGAUCUGGUACGGCAACUCAGUGAUGGCUCACUAAAGUUCUGCGGUCGUGGAGACAGCCAAGUGAAAGUGAACGGACAACGACUUGAGCUUGGCGAAGUCGAAGCUAAUCUGUUGAGUGAUGAGUCUACUGUCCAGGCGCUCGCUGAAGUACCCAAAUCUGGCCCUUUUCAGGGGCGUUUGGUAGCUGUUAUGUGUCUUAAUGGCCUCAUGGAGCUAAAGGAGCGGAAAGCUGCUAUGGAGCUGCAAUUCAUCACUAGAGAGUGCUGGAAUACAGCCGCCGACAUUUGCAUCUGUUUGGGUGACAAGCUGCACUCAGCAUUGCCAGCAUACAUGGUACCGACUGUCUGGAUUCCUGUCCAGAAGAUGCCUCUCCAGCCUUCUGGCAAACUGGAUAGGCAGAAAAUACGGGCUUGGUUGGCGGCUGUCGACGGAGAUGUGCUGAAAGACGCAGUUGAGUUUCAGACUAGUGGCAUUGAAAAAAACGCUGAAGACGAGGCGUUGUUUCGUGAAAGUGAAACAGCCCGGCAACUGCGGAAGAUUUGGAGCGAAGUUAUCAACAUCCCAGAAAAUAGCAUUGGUCCUUUGAAUGCCUUUAUUUCUUUAGGAGGAGAUUCUAUCGCGGGGAUGCGAGCUGUUUCAAGAGCUAGGGCUCAGGAAAUAUUUGUCACCGUUCAGGAAAUUCUUCAUUACCGCACCAUUUCCGCCUUAGUUGCCCAUCUUCACACAAAGGAAUCAUGUACUGAAUCUUCAGUUUCACGAAAACAAGUGGAAUAG
Molecule: messenger RNA, 3378 nt
Organism: Trichoderma virens Gv29-8
Lineage: Eukaryota; Fungi; Ascomycota; Sordariomycetes; Hypocreales; Hypocreaceae
Product: non-ribosomal peptide synthetase
Exons: 3
Coding region: 1-3378 (1125 amino acids)
Biological process (GO): secondary metabolite biosynthetic process; amino acid activation for nonribosomal peptide biosynthetic process
Cellular component (GO): cytoplasm
Molecular function (GO): catalytic activity; phosphopantetheine binding
Source: RefSeq, a predicted model, not a curated record